ACCUAUAAUUUAGGAAUGAAACAAGUAAUCCUGUAGCUUUCUUAUUAUUCUAGCAGAAACAGAACAUGCAAGCUUUGCUGCAAUGCUCCUUGCAUUCAUGUUAUGACAGCAGCAGUUUGGAUUAAUGCUUAAACCUGUCUGCUCCAGGUAUGAGCUUUCGUUAAAGGCUGCACAAGUGAGGGAGGUAGGUAUUGUUGGAAAGGUGCACACCAUGUCCUUCCUGACCAUGCGGCACACCCAUUCCUUGCCUUGCAGAUACUGAGAAGAAGAUUUGAGAUUUGAACCAAAGAUUAACAGACAGGUGAGCAUGAGGAGGUUUUUCAAAGCCCACAGAGUUGAGGAUUACAGUCAGAUCCAGUACCUGACCGCCAAAUGCACCCGCCUGACUCAUGAAAAGGCAGUGUUGGAAAGAGAAUUUCUGGUUUCCAGAGAGAGGGAGAGGAAGCUGCAGAAUGAGAUGGAAGCCGUUACUGCUCGUCUCCUCCAGCAGGAGGCACUAAACUUGGAGCUUAGUAUAAACCAGGACCAGCUCAUCAACCGGAUCCAUCAGCAGCGGAACGUGGUGGAGGCCCUGCAGCAACGUCUGGUCUUGCUGGCUGGGGAGAAUCGUCGGGAUGGGGAGCUGCUGCAGCAGGUCAUCUCAGAGCUGCUGUGUCUGCAAAGCUCUGAGGUGAAGCUGGAGGGCCUGGUGGAGGAGCUGCAUGCUGAGGCCCAGCAUCGAGCAGCACUGGCAGACAGCCUGCAUGCAGAGCUGCACAGUAAAAUAGUGCAGCUGAAGGAGCUGCAGGAUGCCAACAGCAGUUUGACAGAGGAGCUGAGGAAACUUCACAGAACUCAUCAGGCGGAGGUGAAAGAACUGCAGCAGGAAAAUAAGGGAAGCCUGAGUAAACUACAAGAGACAGCAGAUCAAUUUGAGUGGCUUUGUCAGCAACAGAAGUACUGGAUGCGCUGUGUCAAAAGGUUCAAAGACUGUCUGAUAGAAGAGAGACAGACUCUGCUGCAUCAGGUCAACAUGUUGGAAAAGAAAAUUGUGGAACAGAAGAAGAACUCGACUGAUAUCAGUCCAGAACAAAGCCUCUUGUGCCCUCUAGUGGAUAAAGAGAUGUACAACAGUAUAACAUCACUGGCUGCAGAUGCAGUGACAGACCUUGGGUCUCAGGCAGAGAGGUCAGAAAUGUUGCAACCCUUCGCACAGGCAGGGAGCCCUAUCAGCAGAUAUCAGAAACCUCCAUGAGAACUUCAGUGAGACGGCCUCUGCACUUGUCUGAUUGUUUCCCACCUUCAGCAAACCUGAAGUUUAACAACUAUAAGUUUGUGUGUCUGGCCUUGAGGGCUGCCUUCCAGCCUUUGUUUUUGAAGAAACCAAACAAGGCAUGGAAAAACAUAACCUGCAAAACCACACAUUCAUUGUUUUCCCUCCACUAUUGUUCAGUGAUUUAUGGUUCAGUAAAAGAACAAACAAACAAAAAAAAAAAACAUAAAUAAAACCCAUUUAUUGAG
Messenger RNA from Cyprinodon variegatus (sheepshead minnow), 1500 nucleotides. RefSeq lists its product as uncharacterized. The transcript has 8 exons. NCBI's taxonomy places the organism in Eukaryota, Metazoa, Chordata, Actinopteri, Cyprinodontiformes, Cyprinodontidae. Bases 308 to 1234 code for a protein of 308 amino acids. The record is from RefSeq and is a predicted model, not a curated record.